Molecule: messenger RNA, 1698 nt
Organism: Aedes aegypti (yellow fever mosquito)
Lineage: Eukaryota; Metazoa; Arthropoda; Insecta; Diptera; Culicidae
Gene: FMRFa
Product: FMRFamide-related peptides
Exons: 2
Coding region: 322-1353 (343 amino acids)
Biological process (GO): neuropeptide signaling pathway
Source: RefSeq, a predicted model, not a curated record
GAGCACAUGUUCGGCAAGAAAACCAACUUCCCUCCAGAGUUAUAAAACCAAUGUGAUGUUACGCUUUGCGGUCAGAAGAUAAAAACUGUUGGCGAAGACUGGAGCAGAGUACAAAGCUUGAUAAGGCGGAUGGACUGACUAGCCACAGGUGCUGCCGCCGGAGAAAAGGAUAUACAUUGCGACAAUGAGAACAUUUAUCUGAGAACCCUUGCAUGUGUAGUGAACUUAGUUUAUAAGGUGGAAACUUGAACUUAAUAGAAUCGUUGUCUAUUUGCUGUCGGUGGAUAUUCAGCUCAACGGAAUAUUAGUUUUGAUUUCGCAAUGAAGAUGUAUUUGUUUCUGGCGAUCCUGAUUUACAAAUGCAGCAAUUAUUUCUCCUGCGCUGAAUAUGAGCUGGCGGAAGCGAGUCAGGCGGUGAACGGACCUAGCAUUGCAUUGGACCUCAAUCCGGAAAGCGAAAACGAUUUCACCAACAAUAACAAUGGGAUGGUUUUCGAAUUCCGACGGAGUAUCAAAAGUGAUAACACGGAAAUAGAAGCCAGGCGGCGGAGUGCUCUAGACAAAAAUUUUAUGAGAUUCGGAAGAACAGAUCCUACGGCUUUGCAACGUGUGGCACGUGCAAGCAAACAAGCUAAUCUAAUGCGGUUCGGUCGAGCAGGUCAGGGAUUCAUGAGGUUUGGAAGGAUUCCUGAAAAUGUUCCUCUCUCGUUAGUGCAUAACGACGAUGAUAGCAGACAGGAUUACAACGGAGAUAGUGAAGAAUCAAGCGAAGAGACUACGUAUUCUAAACGAACGCCCAAUUCCGAUGAGAUUACGGAAGUUAGUGAAUCUGGAGAGCAAAUUAAGCCCAAGCAAUUGGUGUAUUACAGACGAGACUCCCCUAAAAAUUUGAUGAGGUUCGGUAAGCGAGAUGAUACGAAUAAAUUCCUUCGACUGAGUCGUGCUAACCUCAUGCGAUUUGGACGAGCUGGUUCAGAGGCUGGUGGAAAUUUGCAAAGAACGAAUUUUUUACGCUUCGGUCGAGGUAGUGGUAACUUAAUGCGUUUCGGACGUGCAAAGGGAAACUUAAUGCGUUUUGGACGAUCAGAUCCGCGGUUCCUUCGGCUCGUAAAAAUGGAUAAUAAUUUUAUGCGGUUUGGACGAUCGGACAAGGCAUUGAAAUCAGUCGAUAAAAACGAGACAAGAUCUUCAGAGUCAUCAACAUCUCACAACAAUGAAAUUAUAAGUGAAACAAAGCAUCAUGAUGAUUUAUCGCUGGACAAAACUGAUGCACCCUAUAAAUCUGACGAGGAUUAUGAAAUACAGUUGAGAGAAGAGGACAUCCUUACCCCAGUUUUCGUUUCGAAUUAUUAGUUGACCGUGUAAUGGCUCAAAAUAUUUUAUUAUUAAACUGAUAGAGUUCACUAUAGUCAAAUUGUUAAUGAUAUAUAACUGGUUCAAUACAUGUUCUGUUGCUAUUGAACCGAUAUGAUAAGGCUGGGAUUAACAAUCUGAUUAUGGUGGAUCAUGGUGAAUCUUUUCACUCUUUAACUUCGAGAAUGCCAAAUACCUAGUGAACAAACCAGAUGAAGUGAUUCUUAUUGUACAUUUAGCUAUAUUUAUAAAUUUACACGUAAAUUGUAGUCGUUAUUAUCAUUAUCAUCUCAGUCAUACUGAUUUACUGUAAUAUAAAAUAAAAUUCAAAAUACGCAUUGGAAA